Molecule: messenger RNA, 2832 nt
Organism: Phyllostomus hastatus (greater spear-nosed bat)
Lineage: Eukaryota; Metazoa; Chordata; Mammalia; Chiroptera; Phyllostomidae
Gene: ZNF3
Product: zinc finger protein 3
Exons: 6
Coding region: 328-1668 (446 amino acids)
Biological process (GO): negative regulation of transcription by RNA polymerase II
Molecular function (GO): DNA-binding transcription repressor activity, RNA polymerase II-specific
Source: RefSeq, a predicted model, not a curated record
GGGCGCGGCGCGGCGGGCGGGGGUGUGAGGUCCCGCUGUCCCGUCAGCGUUUGGGCCGUUUGCCAGCGCCACGCGACCGAGACCAGGAGUCAGUAAACCACCGAGAGGCGGAGACCUCCCAUUUUCCUAGAGAGAGCAGCAUUGGCAUCAACUAAAGUCAGAAUUCCUGGGAACUUGAACAGAAUCUCCUCCUAAGUGCUACUUUGGCCUUCUCGAGAUAACUCCUAAGAAGGUAGGAAAGGAUCCAGCAGUGCUUCCUUAUUCUCAUUCAAAACCUGCUUCUGGCUGAGUGUUGGAGACCAGAGACAGGUGCUUUUGGCCUUACCCAUGGAAACUCAGGCUGAUCACGCAUCUCAGGAACCUCAGGCCCUGCUUGAGAGUGCUCUUCCUUCCUCAAAAGUUCCUCCAUUUUCCAACAAGGAAAGUCUGGGGGACGAGAUGUUGGCAGCCGCACUCCUAAAGGCCAAGUCCCAGGAGUUGGUGACAUUUGAGGAUGUAGCUGUGUACUUUAUCCGGAAGGAGUGGAAGCGUUUGGAACCUGCUCAGAGAAAUCUCUACAGAGACGUGAUGCUGGAGAACUAUGGGAAUGUGUUCUCGCUGGAUGGUGAGACCAGAACUGAGCAUGAUCAAGAAAUUUCUGAAGAUACAGGAUCACAUGAGGUGCUAUUGGGAAGAUUCCAAAAGGAUAUUUCUCAGGGUCUUAAGCUUGAAGAAGCCUAUGAAAAAGAAGUCAAUCUAAAGAGGCAGCUGGGGAACUCCUCUGGAAAAAGACUGAAUAAGAAGAUACAAGAAUUUGGUCAAGUGACAGUUGAGGAAAAGCUAACCCCCAUGGGAGAGAGAAGUCAGAAAUAUAAUGAUUUUGGGAACAGCUUCACUGUGAGUUCCAACCUUAUUCCACAUCAGAGACUUCCUGUGGGAGACAGACCCCAUAAGUGUGAUGAAUGUAGCAAGAGCUUUAAUCGAACUUCAGACCUUAUUCAACAUCAGAGAAUCCACACUGGGGAAAAGCCCUAUGAAUGUAGUGAAUGUGGGAAGGCCUUCAGCCAGAGCUCACAUCUGAUUCAGCAUCAGAGAAUCCACACUGGAGAGAAACCUUAUGAAUGUAAUGAUUGUGGGAAGACCUUCAGUUGUAGCUCUGCUCUCAUUCUACAUCGAAGGAUCCACACUGGAGAGAAACCUUAUGAAUGUAAUGAGUGUGGGAAAACCUUUAGCUGGAGCUCCACCCUUACUCAUCAUCAGAGAAUCCACACUGGCGAGAAACCGUAUGCUUGUAACGAAUGUGGGAAGGCCUUCAGUAGGAGCUCCACCCUCAUUCAUCACCAGAGAAUCCACACUGGAGAGAAGCCCUAUGAAUGUAAUGAGUGUGGGAAGGCUUUCAGCCAGAGCUCACACCUCUAUCAGCACCAGAGAAUCCACACUGGAGAGAAGCCCUAUGAAUGUAUGGAAUGUGGAGGGAAGUUUACUUACAGUUCAGGCCUUAUUCAGCAUCAAAGAAUCCACACAGGGGAGAAUCCCUAUGAAUGUAGUGAGUGUGGGAAAGCCUUUAGGUAUAGCUCAGCUCUUGUUCGCCAUCAGAGAAUUCACACUGGAGAGAAGCCUUUGAACGUAAUGGGAAUGAGCAAAAGUUCUCUCAGAGUUACUGAAUUAAAUAUCAGAGAGUCUACAUGAAAGAAAGCCACACACCUGUUUUUAUCACUUCCUCUGAGUCUAAAGAGUUCCUGCCUUACUAUAAAAAUAUGAACAACUUAGGAUGUGUCCCUUCUGAUGCAAACAUUUCACUUUAGAGAAUGGGGUUAAUUGGGCCAAUCAUCCUGGCACAGUGAUUAGCAACCUAGUCAGUUUCCCAUGGAAUAGUACCAGCCUUGAAAAAUUAUGAGGCAAGCAGCAGAUUGAUUGUUGGGAAUAGAGGGAUGCUCUGGGACCAAUCACCUUCACUAUGGAAGGGAUUUUGCACUAGACAAUAUUUCUCACACCAAGGGAGCCUUUCUUACUAAGGUGGGCAUGGAAGCACAGUAGGAAAAUUCUAAGGAUUCCUCUAGUUGGAGUCAGUACAGUCAGCAUAGAAGGCAGUGGCAAGAAUGUUCUGGGUCCUGUUACUUGCUAAGAAAGGGAAAAGGAGGCUGUAUUUGAAAGCCCCUGUUCCUAAUCCAGCUUUAAGUUUUGAUAAGAAAAUUUGGUGCUGAGGGAUUUAUUUGAUUGGGGGAAAAGGGGUGGGGCAGGCAAGAGAAGUUUUCUAUGGUGACUAUCCUUUAUGGCUCUUGGAGCAGCAAGACCAAGUUUCCAAAAGCUGUCCGGCAUUUUUGUUGGAGAACCCCUUGUCAUUCCCUGUUGCGAUAUGAAUAAUUGGGAAAUCCAUCUAAUCAGCGAGUCUAACAUGAGGAAGUGGAUCAAAAGCAUUUCGAAUAGCUUCUGCUUCCUCCAUAUGAUAAAAGUGAUUUAAUCCAAACCCCUAGUGACUAAGGAUGCUGUUACAGAGCUCACUUAACCAGCUUGCCCUGCCCUCUGUCACCUAUGAUCUAUGACACCUGACCUGAGCAGCUAGCCUCUUCUGCCCCACCUCUGACUUCAACAGCAGAGUAUGAAUUCACACAGCAAAGCCUAGAGAAGGAAGGCUCUGACCAGAGCCUGGUGGUAGGGCUCCUGCUGGGUUAGGAUGGAGCUCCUGAGUUUUCUCAGCUUGAAGGGAUGACCUUUGAUUAUGUUUUCCCAAUCUUGCUCAUCCUGUAGCAUAAAUGAAGUGCACUAUUAAACAGAAUAGAUUUUCAGAAGGAGAGAUUGAGUGUGUUUUUGUGCAGGAGUAAAAUUUAAACAGGAAACAUCAGUGAUUGUAAA